Lasiosphaeria miniovina is the source of this 1182-nucleotide messenger RNA. RefSeq lists its product as uncharacterized. Bases 1 to 1182 code for a protein of 393 amino acids. Lineage: Eukaryota; Fungi; Ascomycota; Sordariomycetes; Sordariales; Lasiosphaeriaceae. The record is from RefSeq and is a predicted model, not a curated record. The transcript is spliced from 6 exons.
AUGUCUCGAAAUCAGUCGUCAAAGCCUUCGAUGUCUUGGCGCGAUGAGGCGAAUCCUGCAUGGAAGGCGUCUAUUCCUGCACAGAUCCGAUGCGCCACCCGAGGCGAGUGGAAAAAUCGAGAUGACUACUCCUUGAAGAGUCUCGAUGAAUACAAUACCCGAGCCCGCCAUAAUAAGGCCACGCCAAAUGAUUCUGGCAUUACAUGCAAGGAACACUCGGCAACUCAGCAAAAACUGCGAUGCGAGGGCCCCUGCAAUUCGGUCAGAGCCAUUGAGUUCUUCAGCAAGAGCAGCCGCCGACGAGGCAGAAACUGGUGCGUUCAUUGCACAGACUAUCAGAACUGUCUGGAAAUCGGUCAGGUUCUACCGCCUCCAAACUCUCAGCUAUCGGCCGACGAGAUGAUGCAGCGACUGCCCUAUGCUGGAAAUCUCAGGGACGAAGCGGCCACGGCAGCCAUCGUCGGUGAUAUACGCGCAAUGGAUGUUCCAAGCACCACGUCUGCAAGCAGUGGCACGGUGAGAAACCUGCCGGUCCCAAGAAUUAACCUUGGACGCGGAAGUACCAUGGGACACGGAAGUACCGUGGGUGCUGGAAGUGUCAGUAACCGUGGCAAUGUCAGCCAGGCUCAAAGCACCGUCGGAUUUCGCACGGUGUUCUCUGAGUUAAUGGACAUCGAAGACGAUAAUUUCUAUUAUGACGAACCUGCUAUCCACCGUACGGCGCCGUCGGCAGCACCCACGCGCCCGGCGCCACACUGGGUGCCCCAGCAGGCGGGUCCGAACAAUGCACCCACUCAGAUGGCUGAGAGCGUCCCUGGAAGUGUGGCAAACGUCACGGGAAAUUCGAAUAGCAUGAUCUGGGACUCGACAGAGUCUAACGCAGCGAGUGUUCACCCACGCCACCGGAUCCUAGAGGAGGACAGAAAUCCUGUCACAUUCAACGCCUGGGGUCCCGAUGGCGAUUACCAGAGGAUGACGAAGGCGCCGACGGUUGCGUCCACAUCGACGUAUGAUUCCGUUCUGGAGGGACAGGAGAAAGUUGGAAAGAAUGGCUGGGUCAAGCCUGCCGGGCGUCGGAUUAUGCCCCAGAUGCCGGCCUACCUCCGGUUCGAUCUGGGUGAGAAGACUGAUGACUACGAUGACUACGAUGCCUACGACGGAGAGUCGGACGACACAAUUUAA